Messenger RNA from Coniosporium apollinis CBS 100218, 381 nucleotides. RefSeq lists its product as uncharacterized. The record is from RefSeq and is a predicted model, not a curated record. NCBI's taxonomy places the organism in Eukaryota, Fungi, Ascomycota, Dothideomycetes. The transcript has 2 exons. Bases 1 to 381 code for a protein of 126 amino acids.
AUGGCGACCCCACAAACUCUUUUUAAAACCGCCGCGAUCCUUAACGCCAUCUUCGUCCCCGCCCACAUCGUCUUCGGUCUCACGGACGUCCAUCCGGCCAUCAACUCUAUUCCCAGCACGCCACAGCACCGCAUCGGCCAACGCGGCGCGCAGAACUGCUAUAACUACGUUAAUGCGAGCUUGCUUGUUGCUGCGCUGCUGAACUGGCAGUGGGCACGCACGGGCGGCCCUCAGACGAGGGAGGAGAUGGCUGUUUUCUGGACUAUCUUGGGGAUUGGACUCUGGUCUGGGCUUAGGUAUGUGCAGGUUGGAGAGUUCAAGCCGUUGGGAUGUUUGGUGCUUGCGCCGGCUUGUAGCGUUGCCGCGCUGUUUAUGCUGUGA